AUGGGUUUCAUCCAAUCAAAGGCUGAUCCGUCAUUGUUUACUAAAGGUCGGGAAAAUAACUUCAUUGGCGUUCUUGUUUAUGUCGAUGACAUAUUGGUCAUAAGCCCCGACCUGUGUUUGAUCAAAGAUCUUAAAGUGUUUCUGGAAAAUGCUUUCAAAAUUAAAGAUCUAGGGACCCUUGGAUAUUUUCUUGGAAUCGAAGCACAGAUGAGUGAUUCAGGCUUGAACAUCUGCCAAAGGAAAUAUGCACUCGAUAUAUUAUCUGAAGCCGGCUUUCUUGAGUGUAAACCAGUCAACACUCCAAUGGUUCCAGGUUAUCAUCUUGCCCAUGGUGAUGGUAAUGUUCUUGAAGACGUCACUACUUAUAGAAGGCUCAUAGGCCGGCUGCUGUACCUCACAGCAACAAGACCGGACAUAUCUUAUGCUAUCCAACAACUUAGCCAAUUUGUCGAUGCUCCUACUGACAAACACCUCACUGCUGCUCAUAGGGUGCUUCGAUACAUCAAAGGCACGCCUGGGCAGGGACUGUUUUAUCCCAAAAACAACAGCUUGCAGCUGAGUGCCUUCUCGGACUCUGAUUGGGCAGCGUGUGUAGAAUCCCGGCGCUCCAUUACGGGUUAUUGUGUUUUUCUUGGAUCCGCUCUUAUAUCUUGGAAGUCCAAGAAACAGGCAACCGUAUCUAGAUCCUCGUCGGAAGCCGAGUACCGAGCUCUUGCAUCUUCAGUCUGUGAAGCACAGUGGAUCAUGUAUCUGUUAACAGACUUACAGUUAUCUUUGCCCAAGCCAGCCACUGUUUUCUGCGAUAAUAAGUCAGCGGUGGCCAUGGCUGAAAAUCAAGUUUUUCACGAACGUACAAAGCAUAUUGAGAUCGAUUGUCAUCUCGUUCGGGAAAAGGUGGCACAAGGAUUAAUCAAGCUCAUGUCAGUCUCAUCAUCUAACCAGAUCGCAGACGGUCUUACAAAGCCUCUACCUGGUGCCCCAUUCAAGCUUUUUUCAUCUAAGUUGGGCAUCCAAGACUUGCACGCGCCAACUUACGGGGGGGUGUUGGAAGAUAUCAAAAGUGCAGAAUAG
Messenger RNA from Ipomoea triloba (trilobed morning glory), 1071 nucleotides. RefSeq lists its product as uncharacterized. The transcript has a single exon. Lineage: Eukaryota; Viridiplantae; Streptophyta; Magnoliopsida; Solanales; Convolvulaceae. Bases 1 to 1071 code for a protein of 356 amino acids. The record is from RefSeq and is a predicted model, not a curated record.